Phragmites australis (common reed) is the source of this 638-nucleotide messenger RNA. Its product is annotated as vacuolar protein sorting-associated protein 52 A-like. The coding region runs from base 134 to 631 and encodes 165 amino acids. Gene Ontology annotation, cellular component: GARP complex. The transcript is spliced from 5 exons. Gene Ontology annotation, molecular function: syntaxin binding. The record is from RefSeq and is a predicted model, not a curated record. Gene Ontology annotation, biological process: retrograde transport, endosome to Golgi; endocytic recycling; Golgi to vacuole transport. NCBI's taxonomy places the organism in Eukaryota, Viridiplantae, Streptophyta, Magnoliopsida, Poales, Poaceae.
UUAGAGAUGUUUCCUUAUAUCCUCAGGAUUAUGUUGAAGAUAGUGACAACCUUGUUCUGUUGCAUGAUCAAAUUCAUGACUGUGACGUUAUUUGUCACACAUAGGAUCACUUCUCAGUGGGUUCCUGAUUGAUAUGAACUUGGAACGCUUGCGUUCAGUUGUUGAUGACCUACUUGUUAGGCUUGCCCAAAAUUUUGCCACUCCCAAGCUGCAGCACCUGUUUCUUUUGAAUAAUUAUGACAUGGCCAUUUCUGUCCUUAAGGAGGCUGGUGAUGAAGCCAGAAAACUGCAAAGAUAUUUUGAAGAGAAGCUAGAAAGUAACAUGAUGUCUUUUGUGGAUGAUUUGCUCAUGGAACAUUUCAGUGAUUUACUUCGAUUUGUGAGAAGCCGUGUUUCUGAAGACCUGAUAUUGUACACUGAGCGUCUAAGCAUUGCUGAUGUUGAGCCAGUUGUGAAGAACUUUGCCAUGACGUGGAGAAGUUCUGUAGAGCUCAUGCACAAUGAAAUUGUAACUUCUUUCAGUAACCUUUUGUCUGGGAUGGCGAUUCUAAAAGCAGCAAUGGCUCAGUUGCUUAAUGACUAUAACAGGCUCUCAGAAUGUGUGAAAAAAUCCCAGGGGGUUCAGCUUUGAGCAGAAA